AUGUAUUCUUCAAACUUGUUAUUUUUCUCUCUCGCUCUACUAAUCAUCACACUCUCCCCCAUACAAAAUUUCGCUUCUGCUUCUUUUGAGGAAGCCAAUGCUCUUCUUAAAUGGAAAGCAAGCCUUGAAAUCCCAAAAAACUCCUUGCUAUCUUCAUGGAUUCCCCUCCCUUUGAAUUCCAGUGCAUCGGUUCCAUGCACUUCUUGGUUUGGAGUAGUUUGCAAUGCUGAUGGGAGCAUUCAGAAGUUGAACCUCACAUCAUCCGGAUUAAAGGGUAUGCUUCAUCGAUUUUCAUUCUCUUUGUUACACAAUCUUACGCAUUUUAAUCUCAGUCUGAACAACUUCUAUGGCCCCAUCCCACCGGAAAUCCAACUUUUGUCCAAACUUAUAUAUCUUGAUUUUUCUGAGAAUAAAUUUUCUGGAGUAAUCCCACCUGAAAUAGGAAACCUGCACCAGCUAACCAUCUUGUACUUAUACUCAAACAAUAUCUCUGGUCCCAUUCCUAUUGAACUUGGGAAUUUGAAGUCUCUCACUGAUCUUUGGAUGGAAAACAAUCAGCUUAGUGGUUCUAUUCCUUCAUCAUUUGGUAAUUUGACAUCUUUGAAUAGACUUUAUUUGUACCAUAAUCAACUCGUUGGUCUCAUUCCUAUUGAACUUGGGAAUCUGAAGUCUCUCACUCAGCUUUCGGUGUACAAAAAUCAACUUAGCGGUUCUAUUCCUUCCAUCAUUGGUAAUUUGACAUCUUUGAAUGUCCUUUCUUUGUUCAAAAAUCAACUCUCGGGUCCCAUUCCUUUUGAACUUGGGAAUUUGAAGUCUCUCAGUGGUCUUUCUGUGUACAACAAUCAACUUAGUGGUUCUAUUCCUUCAUCAUUAGGUAAUUUGACAUCUUUAAAUGUCCUUUAUUUGUUCCAAAAUCAACUCACUGGUCCGAUCCCUAUUGAACUUGGGAAUUUGAAAUCUCUCACUGAUCUUGAGCUGACCAACAAUGAGCUUAGUGGUUCUAUUCCUUCAUCAUUGGGUAAUUUGAUAUCUUUGAAUGUCCUUUCUUGGUGGAAAAAUCAACUCUCUGGUCUCAUUCCUAUUGAACUUGGGAAUUUGAAGUCUCUCACUGAUCUUGAGGCGAGUAGCAAUCAACUUAGUGGUUCUAUUCCUUCAUCAUUGGGUAAUUUGACAUCUUUAAAUGUCCUUUACUUGUUCCAAAAUCAACUAUCUGGUCCCAUUCCUAUUGAGCUUGGGAAUUUGAAGUCUCUCACUGAUCUUGGGGUGAGCGACAACAAACUUAAUGGUUCUAUUCCUUCAUCACUAGCAAACCUCAGCAACAUACAGUGGCUGAACCUUGGUGGUAAUAAAUUAUUUGGUCCCAUUCCUAGUGAACUUGGGAAGUUGAGGUCUCACUCAUCUUUCAGUGAGAGGAAACCAUCUUAG
Molecule: messenger RNA, 1425 nt
Organism: Lactuca virosa
Lineage: Eukaryota; Viridiplantae; Streptophyta; Magnoliopsida; Asterales; Asteraceae
Source: the annotation of a GenBank genome assembly